Molecule: messenger RNA, 3333 nt
Organism: Ictalurus punctatus (channel catfish)
Lineage: Eukaryota; Metazoa; Chordata; Actinopteri; Siluriformes; Ictaluridae
Gene: crybg2
Product: crystallin beta-gamma domain containing 2
Exons: 19
Coding region: 42-3131 (1029 amino acids)
Biological process (GO): lens development in camera-type eye; visual perception
Molecular function (GO): structural constituent of eye lens
Source: RefSeq, a predicted model, not a curated record
ACGCCGAGCCAGAAACCCCAACACUCACCUCUCCACAUGACAUGGACACCCUGGUAGACACACUGAAAAGCAUGGCACCUCCUGUUCGACACCGGUCCCUACGCAGCACCUCCAGUUUGCCUUUCUCGUCUCUUCCACCGAUUGUUGAAGAUGCCACUACCCCUGCUGCUCCUGGGAUUGAGGUUUCCGGUAUUUCCAGCCCGACCUCUCCUCCACCUGCCGAACCUUUCAACAGCCUGCCGCCGGACCUGGGGUUGAACUGGAGCACCUCCAAAGAAAUGCGUUCUCCUCUGGCAAUGAUGAGCAUGCUAAAGGAGCAGCAGGGUCAGGAUGCACAGGGACGCUCUCUUAUCUUACCGUCGAGAGCUUCAGCUCUCAGUAGCAUCGUCAUGCGCAAGAACUCACUUCCCAACCUCAACCUGGAAGAGGGAUCUCAAGUAAACGGUUUUAUCAGAACCUCACGUCUGGACCACAGCCUGCUAUUUUCCAAUUACCGUUCCGAACAGAAGGAAGAGAACGGCAAGCCAUCAGGUCACCGGUCUCUCUUCCGAGCAGCCUCGUUGCCUGAGGUUAACUCCGGACAUGACUACCAAAGCAUGUUUUCCAAGGGAACGGACACACUGGGGUCUGCAGGGUCCAGUUAUGAGCUGUCCUUCCUCACGUCGUCCCCAAGCUCUCUUCCAGGGUUGACCGAGACAUCUCAUUUCAGCAGGAACCCUUUGGUCAUCCACAGCCCCACUCCUGAGAGUCCUACCUCCAACAACACACCUCCUGUGUUGCACAGCCUUUCAUCAGAACCACCGGUGAAACCCCCAAGCCUGCAGCGGAGCCUUAGCAUUGGCACAUCUUCCCAUGAAUUGCCUGUCCAUAAUGGUGUCAGAAACAAUUUCGGUGUCAUCCAGGAGCCUGGACCAGACAGGAACCUACUGGCCAAGUACAAAGCAUUCCCAGAUGCCUAUCUCACAAAAGAGAAAGAACAUGGCAAACUGAACCCUCGACCUGGGAAGAUGUUCAUAUACAACCGGCCAGGACUGUGUGGACAGAGGAUCGAGGUGAAUGGAGACGUGAUGAACGCUACAGAGUGGGAGUUUCCAGAAACCAUCUCCAUUAGAGUGGUCCGAGGAGGCUGGGUUUUAUACGAGAAGCCAGAAUUUAAAGGAGAGAAGUUUGCGCUGGACGAAGGAGACAUCGAGCUGACCAAUCCAUUCAGACCGCCAGACGACGAGCCGAGAGCCGAGCAGAAUGGAGAACAGGAGAAUGGAGAACAGGAGAAUGGAGAACCCAGACAUGUAGAACCAAGACGCUUCGUCAUCGGGUCACUGCGCAGAGCAGUCCGGGACUACAGCGUUCCUGAGAUCUGUCUCUUCCCCGAGGAGAAUGCUGAGGGAAAGAAGGUGGUGUUCAGGGAUACGUCAGACGACGCCCGGAUCUACGGCUUCCCCAUUAAAGCCAACUCCAUCAUCAUCAACGCUGGGCUGUGGCUGGUGUUCGCCGAGCCCUAUUUUCAGGGCGUCCCGCGAGUCCUGGAGGUCGGAGGCUUUCCAAAUCCAGCUUCCUGGGGCGUCACGCAUCCCUACGUAGGCUCCCUACAUCCUCUCAAAAUCGGAGAACCGAGAGUGGAGAGACCCAACGAGCCUAAACUGGUGAUCUAUGAUAAACCGUAUUUCACCGGGAAAAGCCGAGAGAUUUACACCAACAUGAGAGACUUCAUAACCAAAACAGACCAACAGCAGAUGGCAUUUAUGUACAGUGUUGGGUCCAUGAAAGUCAUCGGUGGCAUAUGGGUGGGUUAUGAGAAGGAGGGUUUUCGUGGACAUCAGUACCUGCUAGAGGAGGGCGAAUAUCACGAUUGGCGAGCGUGGGGGGGCUGCAACUCCGAACUGCGCUCUGUCCGGGUUAUCCGAACUGACCUGAGCAACCCCAUGGUGGUGAUGGUUGAGAUGUCGAGUGAGGAGGUGGAGGAAGAGCACACGUUUGAGGUGACUGAGGCCAUUCCCGAUGUGGAGCUGUUUGAUUUCCAAACGUCUACGCGCUCCAUCCACGUAAUCAAUGGAGUGUGGGUGGCGUACUCUCAUGUGGAUUACUCAGGAAACCAGUAUGUCCUGGAGAAAGGUUUCUACAACUGCUGUGCCGACUGGGGCUCGGGAGAUAACCGGAUCUGUUCCAUCCAGCCCAUCCUGCCCGCCCUGGCUGAUUCUCAGGCUUUCCGCAGCGAGCUGCUGUUGUACACAGAGCAAAAUUUCCAGGGGACGUGUCAGGUUCACCAUGAGAGUGAGGAGUUUCUGCCUGAGAGACGAACAGUGCAGUCCUGCAGGGUGGUGGGAGGAAGCUGGGUUCUGUAUGAUGUGAACAGCUUCUCGGGGAACCAGUACAUUCUGUCAGAAGGAGAUUACGCUAAUCUCACUAGCAUGGGCUGCUCGGAUAACUGUGUCCUGAGAUCUGUUAAACCCGUACCGAUCUUGUUCACGGUGCCAGCCAUCUCUCUGUUCGGUUUGGAGUGUUUCGAGGGACGUGAGGUCUCCGUGGAAACUGAGGUGUCUAGUAUGAUGGAAGAAGGGUUUAAUCCUCACUUCCUGUCUGUGAGGGUCAACAGCGGCUGCUGGGUGCUGUGUGAACACAGUAACUACAGGGGGCGCCAGUUCCUCCUCGAACCCAUGGAGAUCACAAACUGGCCCAAAUUCAGCUCGCUCACAUCUGUGGGUUCCUUGUACCCGAUCCGAGAGAAGAGGCGAGUCUUCCGGAUCCGUUAUAAGGAGAACGGACUCUACAUGUCGGUGCAAGGCGGAGUGGACACUAUGAAGACGGCACGUGUGGUGGUGUCCGAGAAUGUGGAGGGUCUGAGCGACGUGUGGUUCUAUCAGGACGGCCUCAUCAAGAACAAGUUGGCGCAGGCAAUGAGUCUGCAGGUAGUGGGCAAUGUGGAACCAGGAGCGAAGGUGCUUAUGUGGUCAGAAACCCGAACUCCUGUUCAGACCUGGAGCGCCAAACUGAGCGGCUCCAUCGCCAGCCUCACCUUCCCCGGCCUGCUGCUGGAUGUCAAGGGUGGUAAAACGUACGAUAAGGAUCAUGUGAUUGUUCGGAACGACACUGAGGACGCCCCCACUCCGCUAUGGGACAUAGAAUUCAUCUAAGCCCCACCCCCUUUUCGGUCAUGUUAACCUUUAUUUAAUAUUUAUUCUGUCAGCUAACUCACCACAUUCAGUGCAUGAAGGGGCAGGUUUAAAUCAUCAUGUCCUUCAUUUUUUUACACCAUCAGCUUGAAAAAUACUGUGAUCCACAUGGUGGAGCCCAAGAGUUAACAAAGAAACAAAAAAAAUUCUCCAAUUAACACCA